This is a messenger RNA of Phoenix dactylifera (date palm), 1087 nucleotides long. RefSeq names its product vacuolar iron transporter 1 (gene VIT1). NCBI's taxonomy places the organism in Eukaryota, Viridiplantae, Streptophyta, Magnoliopsida, Arecales, Arecaceae. The record is from RefSeq and is a predicted model, not a curated record. Gene Ontology annotation, biological process: intracellular manganese ion homeostasis. Gene Ontology annotation, molecular function: manganese ion transmembrane transporter activity.
CUCUCUCUCUCUCUCUCCGAGUGUGGGGAAAAAAAAAAAGGGAAGCGGCUCGAAGCGACCAAGAAGACCGAAGGGAGGAAUGACGCUCGAAGACGGUAUGGCGGCGACGAGAACCGCGUCGUCGUCGGCGACGGAGAAGCUCCUGCUGCACCACAAGGAAAACCAUUUCACGGCGGGCGAUGUGGUCCGGGACGUCAUCAUGGGCGUCUCCGACGGCCUCACCGUCCCCUUCGCCCUCGCCGCCGGCCUCUCCGGCGCCUCCGCCCCCUCCUACCUCAUCCUCACCGCCGGCCUCGCCGAGGUCGCGGCCGGCGCCAUCUCCAUGGGCCUCGGCGGGUAUCUAGCGGCGAAGAGCGAGGCGGACCACUACAUGCGGGAGUUGAAGCGGGAGCAGGAGGAAAUCGUCACGGUUCCGGACACCGAGGCGGCGGAGAUUGAAGAGAUUCUGUCGCAGUACGGUCUGGAGCCGCACGAUUACAGCCCGGUGGUCAACGCCCUCCGGAAGAAUCCGCAGGCAUGGCUCGAGUUCAUGAUGAAGUUUGAGCUAGGGUUAGAGAAGCCCGAGCCAAGGAGAGCGCUGCAGAGUGCACUAACAAUUGCCAUGGCAUACGUAGUAGGCGGUGUGGUGCCCCUCUUGCCCUAUGUCUUCAUCCCAAAUGCUCAGAAAGCAAUGCUGGCAUCAAUUGGUGUCACCCUCACUGCGCUCUUGUUCUUUGGCUACAUCAAGGGCCACUUCACUGGCAACCGCCCUGUUCUAAGUGCCAUCCAAACAGCCUUCAUUGGAGCACUUGCCUCUGCUGCUGCCUACGCCUUGGCAAAAGUUCUCCAAGCUGCAUGAGGGCCAGCACAUUCAAUGAUUCAUGUACUGCUUCCUGUGGUGCAUCAGCAUCAGCAUCAGCAGCAGCAGCAGCAGCGUAUGGACAGAUGAGGUUUUCUUUCAGAAAGCUGCAGUUUUUUUUCUUAUAAAAGAUAGCUACUAUCAUAAGCGAGAUUAAAUAAGUGAAGUUACUGUACUUUUAAAGGAUUUGGCUUUUUGAGUUGCAUAUUGUUUACUGCUGCUUUAUAAUAAAAUUAUCCUGUUCUUGGA